AUGGCGCAGUGGGAGAUGCUGCAGAACCUCGACAGCCCGUUUCAGGAGCAGCUGCACCAGCUCUACGCAAACAGCCUCCUGCCGGUGGACAUUCGGCAGGACCUGGCGGUGUGGAUCGAAGACCAGAACUGGCAGGAAGCUGCGCUGGGCAAUGACCAUUCCCAGGCUGAUAUGCUCUGCUUCUACUUCCUGGAACAACUAAACGAAGAGUGUGCCCGCUGCAGCCAGGACCCCGAGUGCUUGUUGUUGCAGCAUAACUUGCGGAAAUUCUAUCGGGACAUUAAGGCCUUACCCCGGGGCCCUAUCCAGUUGGCUGAGAUGAUCUUCAAUCUCCUUCUGGAAGAAAAACGAAUUCUGAUGCAGGCUCAGAGGGCUCAAGUGGAGCAAGAAGAGCCAGCCCCCGAAGCACCUGUACAGAGCCAGCAGCAUGAGAUCGAAUCCCGGAUCCUGGAAUUAAGGGCUAUGAUGGAGAAGCUGGUGAAGUCCAUCAACCAGCUGAAGGACCUGCAGGAUGUCUUCCUCUUCCGAUACAAAACUCAGGCCCGAGCGAGGACACCUCUGGACCCCCAUCAGACCAGACAGCAUCAGAUUCUGCAGGCAACUCUCAAUGAACUGGACAAAAGGAGGAAGGAGGUGCUGGAUGCCUCCAGAGGACUGCUCGGCCGACUGACUACCCUAACGGACCUACUGCUGCCCAAUCUGGAGCAGUGGAAAGCCCAGCAGCAGAGAACCUGCAUCGGAGCCCCCGCGGAGGGAGGGCUGGAACUUGUCCAGUUGGAGAAGUGGUUCACAGACGGAGCCAAGCUCUUGUUUCACCUGCGGCAGCUGCUGAAGGAGCUGAAGGACUUGAGCCAUGUCAGCUAUGACAACGACCUGCUGGUCACAGGGGUGGACCAGCAGGAGGCCCAGGCCACAGAACUGCUGCAGCACCUGCUCCACAGAGCCUUUGUGGUAGAGACCCAGCCGUGCAUGCCUCAGACUCCCCACCGACCCCUCAUCCUCCGGACCGGGAGCAAGUUCACUGUCCGAACAAGGCUGCUGGUGAGGCUGCAGGAAGGCAGCGAGUCACUGACUGCAGAAGUCUUUAUUGACAAGAAUCCUCCUCAAUCACAAGGCUUCCGGAAGUUCAACAUUCUGACCUCAACCCAGAAAACGUUGACCCCCGACAAAGGGCAGAGUCAGGGCUUAAUUUGGGACUUCGGCUAUCUGACUCUCUUGGAGCAACGUGCAGGCGGCUCAGGAAAGGGCAGCAGCAAGGGUCUGCCGGGCGUGACAGAGGAACUGCACAUCAUCAGCUUCACGGUCAGAUACACCUACCAGGGGCUGAAGCAGGAGCUGAAAGCAGACACCCUCCCUGUGGUGGUCAUUUCUAACCCGAACCAACUCUCCAUCGCCUGGGCCUCGAUUCUCUGGUUCAAUCUGCUCAGCUCAAACCCUCAGAAUCAGCAGUUCUUCUCCAGCCCCCCAAAGGCCCCCUGGGCCUUGCUGGGCCCCGCGCUCAGUUGGCAGUUCUCCUCCUACGUUGGCCGAGGCCUCGACCGGGACCAGCUGAGCAUGCUGAAGGACAAGCUGUUCGGGCAGAACUCUGGGAGCGAGGGGGCGUUGUUAUCCUGGGCCGACUUCACCAAGCGAGAGAGCCCGCCGGGAAAGCUGCCGUUCUGGACGUGGUUAGACAAGAUCCUGGAGCUGGUCCACGACCACCUGAAGGAUCUCUGGAAUGAUGGGCGCAUCAUGGGCUUCGUGAGCCGCAGCCAGGAGCGCCGGCUGCUCAAGAAGACGGUCUCCGGCACCUUCCUGCUGCGCUUCAGCGAGACGGUGGAGGGCGGCAUCACCUGCUCCUGGGUGGAGCACCAGGACGAUGAUAAGGUGCUCAUCCAGUCGGUGAAGCCCUUCACCAAGGAGGUGCUGCAGUCGCUGCCGCUGACCAAGAUCAUCCGCCACUACCAGCUGCUCACCGAGGAGAACGUGCCCGAGAACCCGCUGCGCUUCCUCUACCCCCGCACCCCCCGCGACGAAGCCUUCGGGGGCUACUACGAGGACAAAGUCAAUCUGGAGGAGCAAAGGAAGUACCUGACGCGGAAGCUCAUCAUGGUCUCCAACAGACAGGUGGAUGAGCUGCAGCACCUGCUGGAGCCUAACCUGGAGCCAGAAGUGGAGUCCUUAGAGCUGCCCCUGGGGCUGGCUCCAGGCCCAGAACUGGAUCUAGGGCUAGACCUGGAGUUGGAGCCACUGCUGAAGGCAGGGCUGGACCUGGGGCCGCCCCUGGAGCCUGCACCGGACGCGGUAUCCCCAAGAAUGCCGGACCUGGCACCAGAGCUGAAGCUGGAGCCUCUUCUAGAGCCUGUUUCACAGCCCGUGCCAGAGGCAGAGCCAGAGUCAGACUUGCCCCACGAUCUGAGACACUUGAACACUGAGGGAAUGGAAAUCUUCAUGAACAACAUGGAAGAAAUCAUGCCAAACGGCGACCCACUGUUAGCGGGCCAGAGCACCGGGGAGGAGGUGUGCAUCUUCUACCGCAGCCACUUCUUCGCAGACGACCCCUUGACUCCUGACUACUAG
This is a messenger RNA of Pipistrellus nathusii (Nathusius's pipistrelle), 2559 nucleotides long. NCBI's taxonomy places the organism in Eukaryota, Metazoa, Chordata, Mammalia, Chiroptera, Vespertilionidae. The record is from the annotation of a GenBank genome assembly.